GGAGGAGAACAAGGCAAUACAAUGUCCGACAAUGACCCCUGGUCUUUGAGACCUCCCGGCCUGGCUAGCGCGGGAAGAGAGGAGGGGGAGGGAGAAGACAUUCUGGGAAUGAACAAAUCUGCCCGGAAUACCGGGGCCGGUCACAGACAUCGACAUAAUAAACACAAUCAGCUGGCGGGGGCGUUGUCCGAGGCUAGCGCUGAUGGUGCGGCUGGUGGGGGCGGGGCCGGUCAUGGUAAUGUUGACCUCAACAGGGGGUCAAACUACGCGGCGUCCGCCUCUUCCCCGGCCGCUGACUUCCGAGAUUACAGCCGUGACAUUGGGGUCAAAGGUGAGUUCCAGGACGCGUUGAAGGAAUCCAGUGCGUUCAAUAGCAGCGCGCUCUACGACAGGUUGCUUCGCGGAGGAAGACCUCGUUCGGAUUUUCCCGUUUCCGCUCCGCGAAGAGUAAUCGGUGACGGCGACGACGAUUUUUUCGGACUUCCCGGAAGUAACGGGACUGUGUCUGAUGACGCCAGUGGAUUGUUCUCAGGGAUGGUGAAGAAUCCGAUGAGGCAAAAUUCUCAAUUUCCUUUGUCUAAUAAUACGUACAGCAUUUCUGACCUUGACCUCGGCUCUGCCAAGAGUGACCCUGACAUUGAUUCCACGAUACCGGUUCAUUAUACAGAGUACGAUAUUAUGAAUCUAGGAAGAGGAGGAGGAGACGGAGGAGGAGGAGGAGGAGGGGGAGGAGGAGGAGGAGGGGUAGUUGGGGGUUAUAGCCCUGGAACACAAGAUCUCUACGAUAUCCACGCCAACAAUGACGCUGACACAUUCUACAGAGACGUUUACGACGACGAAAAUGACGCGGAGUACCAGGUGAAUCACAUUCUUCCGAUCAACGCCGAUGAGGGGUCAAAAACGCCGCAUUUCGACGCGGAAUUUUUCCCGGAAAGUGCAGGUGAUUCAGAAGACAAUCUUUCUUUCAACAACACUUUAUUGAACCCGUCAUCAGGAGGAGUUUUCACGAAUCCGAAAAAUGACGCGGCGUCCUACUCUUUCUCCUUCCCCUCCUGGAGUGCCUCCUCACCUACGGGUGCGGGCACUAGUGACGUUUUCAGCAACUCCCAACCCCAGCCCGUUCCAAACUUUGACCUCGACCACCUUCACAACUUGACCUUACGAGGGGGGUCAGAGUUCAACAUCACACCUCUCGUUGACCCAGAAUACACGAACGUCCUUUUCGAUCAGGGCACCCGACUGGCACCCGACUACGAUUACAGCAUCGUUGCUCACGCAGCGGCCAAUAACUCUUCAAUUUUUGGCGGGAAUAUUACAGAUCUUCUGAUGGCUAAUGGAGGGCGGGAAGAUGAGUACACCUGGAGUAUCUUGAUGAUGGCGCCACUGGUCGUGUUCGGAGUGGCGGGGAACACACUGGUCAUCCUGGCUAUCUCCCUGGAGAAACGGCUACAGAACGUGACCAACUACUUCCUGUUGUCUUUGGCGGUGACUGAUCUCCUGGUGUCGCUGAUUGUCAUGCCUUUCUCAAUCAUCAACGUCUUUACAGGUAUGUGUGUGU
This is a messenger RNA of Aplysia californica (California sea hare), 1558 nucleotides long. It is a transcript of the gene 5-HT2, whose product is annotated as 5-HT2 receptor. The record is from RefSeq and is marked provisional. Lineage: Eukaryota; Metazoa; Mollusca; Gastropoda; Aplysiida; Aplysiidae. Gene Ontology annotation, cellular component: membrane. Gene Ontology annotation, molecular function: dopamine neurotransmitter receptor activity, coupled via Gi/Go; G protein-coupled receptor activity. Gene Ontology annotation, biological process: adenylate cyclase-activating adrenergic receptor signaling pathway.